CCGGGCCGUGCCCGGGCGGGCGGAGCCGCCGCCGCCGCCCGCGACGCUGCGGAGCCCGCGGAGGGAGCGCCUCGCAGCCAUGGGGAACCGAGAGGCGCUGCCCAGCCGCCCGGCUUGCCGCACUGGUGCUGUGCUCUCUUUUGCUUGCCAUGACUCUUGCCAAGCAUGGUGCCAGAUCAUCAACGUGUCUGAAUCCCACUCAUCUCUCCUCGCCUCUAUGAAUGGGACUCUCAAUGAAACGAAUCGGAGCAUUUCCACACCUACUGGAAGCAAAUAUCGCCUCUAUGUUGGCUUGGCUUUGGCAAUAAGUUCUAGUAUCUUUAUUGGUUCUAGUUUCAUACUGAAGAAGAAGGGACUUUUGAAACUGGCGGUCAAAGGAGUCCCCCGAGCUGGACAGGGUGGAUAUUCUUAUUUGAAGGAAUGGCUCUGGUGGGCUGGAUUGCUAUCAAUGGGAUUAGGAGAAGCUGCAAACUUUGCUGCCUAUGCCUUUGCACCUGCAACCUUAGUUACCCCCUUGGGCGCGCUGAGUGUUCUCAUAAGUGCUAUAUUGUCAUCCUAUUUUUUAAAUGAGAAGCUGAAUAUUCAUGGGAAGCUGGGCUGUGUACUGAGCAUUUUGGGAUCAACGGUCAUGGUUAUUCACGCCCCUGAGGAGGAGGAGGUCACCUCACUAGAUGAGAUGGAAAGAAAGCUGCAAGAUCCAGCGUUUGUUACGUUUGCUGUUCUCCUAACAGUUGUUGCCCUCAUGCUGAUUUUUAUCGUGGCUCCAAGGAAAGGUCAGACAAAUAUACUGAUCUACAUUUUAAUUUGCUCACUCAUUGGUGCCUUCUCCGUCUCAUCUGUGAAAGGCCUGGGUAUUGCCAUUAAAGAAAUGCUGGAGCGGAAGCCAGUUUAUCAACAUCCAUUGGUUUACGUUUUGGUGGGCAUCUUAGUGCUCUCCAUCAGCACUCAGAUCAACUAUCUCAACAAAGCGUUGGACAUGUUCAAUACAUCUCUAGUAACACCUAUUUAUUACGUGUGUUUCACCACAACAGUUGUGACAUGCUCCGUCAUCCUGUUCAAGGAGUGGAGUAGUAUGGACCUGGGUGAUAUCAUUGGAACCAUGAGUGGAUUCUGCAGUAUCAUCAUAGGCAUUUUUCUACUGCACGCCUUUAAAAAUACUAAUAUCACCUGGAGUCAGUUGAUGUCUACUGUUGCCAAAGAACCAUCAUUACCACACCAUGAGUACGAAACCUGUCACACUUUACUGGAGAGUAUGGAAGACCCAGCUUUGCUGUAUGAGGAGGACAAUGUUUUAUUCAGUCAAUGAAACUCUCAGGCAGUGUUCAUCAUUGAAGUAUCAUGAAUUGCAGACUCAGCCCACCUCUGUCUACCAGAAUGCUCUUUUCUGCAAUCCUCUGGAAAACUGUAUGGCCAGUUAAGUCUGGGCCACUCCUCUGUGCCAGCUGUUGGUAGUAAUGAGUGAAAAUGUUCAAUAAUUAACGUGACAGACAGAAACCUGGUGGUGACUGUAUGUCAGGCAAUGAACAACCUUGUCCUUUUUUUAUGCAGUAUCUCCUAUUGGAGAAUUUUAGCAGAAAUGGAUGGUCUUUGUAAGCUAUGUUUACAAAGUACAAUUUUCCUAUCGUGAUAAAAGAUAAUCCUUGCUGAAAUGACAAGCACUCUGUUAUUAUUUUAGUGAUGGCCUUAAUAUUUCAGGCUUUCUUUAUAUUUUUAUAAUUUAUUGCCAAGCAAACUUGUAGAUAGUCUACCUGAAGGAUAUUCAUUGGAAAUAUAAUAUGAAGAAGAUAUUGUUUAACCCUUUUAGCUUUUAAUAUAAAAUUUUAUGCAAGUUUUCUUCAUUUUUGAUGACCUACCAAUGAAUCUCAAAUAAAAGUCACCAAAAAAUUAAUGAAAUGUGGUUCUUGGUGACCGUUCUCCUUCAAAACCCAUUUUUAACAGCAAAGUCUUAGCUCUUCUACCUUAGGAGGCCUGAAUGGAUUACAAAUCCCUGGACGUGCACGUACCUUUUUAUUUCAAAACUAUGACCAAGUUACAUUGUAAGAAAAUGCAAAUUCAUUAGAGGCCUGAACACAGUUGCUAUUGGCUUAAAAAAUUACAUGAGAUAAAAGAAUAAAUUAUUCAAAGGCAGAAGAAAAACAGAAUGUGCAUUUAAGAAUUUCCACUCUGUUUUAUACUACUUUGAGGCUUAAGAAGGGGCUUUACUUAUUUCCAUACUUCUUCCUAAUGUUUCCAUCUAUUCAUCAAAACCCAUUUAAACUUUUCAAAUUUUUUUUCUCAUUUUCUGGAAAGAUAUAAUUGUUUCUUAAUAGCAAAACAGUCCUGUUAUUUUAUAUUCCGUUAUAAAAGCAAAGUCCAUUUUCCACUCCGUGCGCUAAUUCUAAAAAGACUAGGUAAAGAAAGGGCUGUAAACAAGGGGUAAGAAACAUCAAAACAUCUUUUCUUUUAGUUUGGCCUUUUCAUCUUUUCUAAAAAUGAGUAUUCACCUCUAUUAGAUGUUUUAGCUAUUAAUCCACCGUAGGCCAUGAAGAUUAAUAUCUGUACCACAGUAUGCUCCUCAGUUGUGGUCACUGAUCUUUGUCUUAUGAAAACAGCUUGCACAGUCCAUGGUUUACUCAUUACAAUCCCCUUUGUUGCCACUUUGUGAGCAAAAAAGUAGCUUCAGCGAUCAGAUGUGUGGGUCAUGACGAGUUCUUCAGAAAGGUAGGAUUUCCAGUUCUGGGGUUUUUAAGUGUGAGUCCAGAACCUUUGCCAGAAGUUGCUAGCAUUUCAGUGAUUAAAAACUGAUAUUAAUAGCUGAGAUUUAUAUGCCAAGCAGAACGUUCUCAUGAAGCAGGCUGUACAUUCUCUA
Grus americana (Whooping crane) is the source of this 2848-nucleotide messenger RNA. It is a transcript of the gene NIPAL1, whose product is annotated as NIPA like domain containing 1. The record is from RefSeq and is a predicted model, not a curated record. The transcript has 6 exons. Gene Ontology annotation, cellular component: membrane. NCBI's taxonomy places the organism in Eukaryota, Metazoa, Chordata, Aves, Gruiformes, Gruidae. Bases 80 to 1306 code for a protein of 408 amino acids. Gene Ontology annotation, molecular function: magnesium ion transmembrane transporter activity. Gene Ontology annotation, biological process: magnesium ion transport.